AUCGUCUUCCUCUCUCGUCUCUUGUCCCUCUCUCUCUCUCUCGCACAGAAGUCUUCUCUCAGUUGUUGGUCAAAAGGUGAGGGGAGGAAGGAAGGAGAUUUUAGGUGACAUACAAACAAAAAGGUUGCAGACUUCCUUUAAAGCUUUGGUGCCAACUAUAUAAAGAGAGAGUGCAAACAGAAGACGGUUUUGCCAUUAAUGACUGGUUUUGGAUCCUUUUGCUGGAGAUGUGCAUAGUGUGAGGAGAGAGCCAGGGUGGAGGAUGGUCAGAGCCUUCAUAAGGCCUUCAGGUGGGGCUCUGCUGGAGACGACGACCGCCGCCGCCACCAUCACAGGGCAUCUGAGCUCCCCCAAGGUCUCCGGAGCGCCUCUAGCUCCCCACCGACGACGAUGAUGGCAGCCUCUUCCACCAUGAGCAAGGAAUCAGCAAGCUACGACAUGGCGGAAUUCGACCAGUCAGCAAUCUUUCUCUACCUUGAGGAUGGCCACGAUCAAGAACAACAACGACAGACUCUGAACAUCUUUCCAUCGCAGCCAAUGCAUGUGGCCGAGCCAAUUCCUGCUAAGGGUGUUAGCAUGGGCAUGGUGACAGCCAGCAUGCUUCCCAAUGGCAACUCUUCUUCACCCAAGAGACAAGAGCAAGGUGGCCAGCACAGGAGUGUCGCUGCUCCUGCAGGCCCCGUUGUGCCGUUGCCUAGUAACAACUUAGCCAAGGAUAACAGGAAUAGCCUUACUAAGAAGGAAGAAACUAGCGGUGGAAAGGGUGCAGCAUCUGCAGGUAUUGUUCAGGAGAGAGUGAAAGACCCUAAGACACUGAGGAGGCUUGCACAGAAUAGAGAGGCAGCAAGGAAGAGCAGGCUUAGGAAGAAGGCUUAUAUCCAACAGUUAGAGACAAGUAGGAUCAGACUCAGCCAGCUGGAACAACAAGUUCAAGUGGCAAGAGUACAGGGUGUCUUCUUGGGCACUGGUGAGCAGCCAGGUUUUUCUUCUGCCCCUUCACCAGGUAAUAAUAAUGCUGCAGUAUUUGACGUGGAGUAUGGAAGAUGGGUUGAAGAGCACAGCAAGCUGAUGUUCCAGCUGAGGGCCGCGCUAAGCGAGCACCUGGCGGACGAGCAGCUGCAGAGCUUCGUGAAUGGCGGCAUGGCGCAGCACGAGGAGCUGCUGAACCUGAAAGGCGCCAUGGCUAGGGCCGAUGUCUUCCACCUCUUGUCUGGGGUGUGGGUAUCGCCUGCUGAGCGUUGCUUCCUUUGGUUGGGAGGUUUUCGCCCCUCGGAGGUUAUAAAGGUGAUGCUAAAGCAUGUGGAGCCACUGUCAGAGGGCCAGAUCCUUGGCAUCUACCAACUCCAGCAGUUAGUGCAGGAGAGGGAGGAGGCUCUGAACCACAGCAUGGAAGCCACCCAGCAGAACAUCUCGGACAUCGUCGCUGCUCCUGAUGUCGCCCCCGCCACCUUCAUGGGCCACAUGUCCCUCGCCAUGAACAAGGUCGCCGCUAUGGAGAGCUUCGUCAUGCAGGCAGAUGGGCUAAGACAGCAGACCCUCCACAAGCUCCACCACAUCCUGACCACCAGACAGGCUGCUCGUUGUCUGCUUGCCAUCGCCGACUACUUCCACCGCCUCCGCGCGCUCAGCACGCUCUGGGUUGCAAGGCCCAGGCAGGACGACGGCCCGGGGCUGCAGUAGUAGAUGUAUGAUGAAAGCUCAGCUCACACAAUAAAAUGACGAAGAAGAAGUACAAUAAUACAUGCUUGUGCAAGUUUGAUUGUUCCUCUUCUUCUUGCAUGCAUGCAGGCUAGAUUGUUGUGUCCCAGGAAGAAAGCAAUGCAUGCAAGAUCGAAUUAACUAGCUGAUCUAAUUUAUUGGGAAGCAGUGUAAGGUCGCUUAAUUAGUUUGAUCUCUGCUGGUGAUGCACACUGAAGAAAGGGUUAUUGUUCUUCAGAUGUGUGACGACUUGCAACUUUUUUUAAGGUGUACAUACAGUGUUAGGGGGCAGAGAUCGAAGAUAUUUAGGAACUAAGAAUAGUGGAGACCUGCUUGUUGGGCUUCCCUUUUGUUCCUAACUUAUGCUUAUGCACCAACUGAACAUCAUGCAUUUUGGGUAGCUCUCCUCUGAAUGAAUUAGCCGGUAACAGGUUUACACUA
Messenger RNA from Sorghum bicolor (sorghum), 2139 nucleotides. Its product is annotated as transcription factor TGAL7. Lineage: Eukaryota; Viridiplantae; Streptophyta; Magnoliopsida; Poales; Poaceae. Gene Ontology annotation, molecular function: sequence-specific DNA binding; DNA-binding transcription factor activity. The transcript is spliced from 11 exons. Bases 391 to 1680 code for a protein of 429 amino acids. Gene Ontology annotation, biological process: regulation of DNA-templated transcription; DNA-templated transcription. The record is from RefSeq and is a predicted model, not a curated record.